AUGUCUCUCAACGAUGGUACCGUCGCACUUAACAACCUCCUUCAGCAAAAGAACCAGCUGACUCUUCUCAGCUGGGAGGAGUCACGCUCGGGGCCUCACCACGCCCCUCUGUGGACUUCUAUCUGUAAGAUCAAUGGUCAAGAAAUAGCUCGCGGAACUGGGGCUGCGAAGUACCUGGCAAGAGACAUGGCAGCGAAGGCCGCACAUGAGUAUCUGACUCAAGCCGCGGCUGGGCAGUGA
Messenger RNA from Postia placenta MAD-698-R-SB12, 240 nucleotides. RefSeq lists its product as hypothetical. The transcript is spliced from 4 exons. NCBI's taxonomy places the organism in Eukaryota, Fungi, Basidiomycota, Agaricomycetes, Polyporales, Adustoporiaceae. Bases 1 to 240 code for a protein of 79 amino acids. The record is from RefSeq and is a predicted model, not a curated record.